AUGGAGACUCCGGAUGGAGCCGAACUCUGCUUCCCACGACUCAACAACUCCUGCAGGAAGCCCAGCCACCCUUACACCCAGGCCAUGCUGAUCUACGUCCUGCUCUCCUCCAUCUCCAUCAUCACCGUGGCUCUUAACCUGCUCGUCAUCAUCUCCAUCUCCCACUUCAGGCAGCUCCACACUCCCACCAACCUCCUCCUCCUCUCCCUGGCCAUCUCAGACCUCUUCGUCGGCGUCCUGCUGAUGCCGGUUGAAAUCAUCUAUGUGGAGAAAUGCUGGUUUCUGGGUGACAUUGUGUGCACGCUGUAUUACGUCAUCGACUACAUGAUCACCUCGGCCUCGGUGGCCAACAUGGUGCUGAUAUCGUUUGACCGCUACAUCGCCAUCUGUGACCCUCUGUGUUACCCCACCAGAGUGACCAAGAGACGGGCUCAAGUGUGUGUUUGCUUCUGUUGGGUUUGCUCUGUUUUCUACAGGAUUCUGCUGAUGAACGAUCACCUGCAGCAGCCAGGCAGGUCCAACUCCUGCUUAGGCGAGUGUGUCGUCGUCAUCAGUUACAUCGCGGGAGUCGUUGACCUCGUCUUCACCUUCAUCAUCCCCAUCGCUGUCAUCAUAGUUCUGUAUCUGAGGGUGUUUGUGGCGGCUCUGGCUCAGGCUCGAGCCAUGAGGUCUCACGUUGUGGCAGCUCAGCGCUCAGGGACUGGAACUGUGAAGAAAGCAGAGAUGAAAGCAGCCAGGACUCUGGGCAUCGUGGUCCUUGUGUUUUUGAUUUGUUUCUGUCCGUACUACUUCCCCACUCUGGCAGGUGAAGACACGUCGGUCGAUGCCUCUUCUGCAGCUGUUGAGAUCUGGCUGGCACAUUUUAACUCCUGUCUGAACCCGGUCAUCUACGCCUUCUUCUACCCCUGGUUCAGAAAAUGUAUUAAACUCAUUCUCACACUGAAGAUACUGAAACCCGGCUCCAGAGAUAUUAAAUUACUGUAG
Molecule: messenger RNA, 984 nt
Organism: Limanda limanda (common dab)
Lineage: Eukaryota; Metazoa; Chordata; Actinopteri; Pleuronectiformes; Pleuronectidae
Product: trace amine-associated receptor 13c-like
Exons: 2
Coding region: 1-984 (327 amino acids)
Biological process (GO): G protein-coupled receptor signaling pathway
Cellular component (GO): membrane
Molecular function (GO): trace-amine receptor activity
Source: RefSeq, a predicted model, not a curated record